Molecule: messenger RNA, 3299 nt
Organism: Chinchilla lanigera (long-tailed chinchilla)
Lineage: Eukaryota; Metazoa; Chordata; Mammalia; Rodentia; Chinchillidae
Gene: Tns4
Product: tensin 4
Exons: 13
Coding region: 354-2426 (690 amino acids)
Molecular function (GO): protein binding
Source: RefSeq, a predicted model, not a curated record
CCCGACCACAAGGUGCCACAGGGCAUCAGGCGCCCCCACAGCCGGCCGCCCAGCGCCCCUGGGCCAGGCCCGCCCAGCAUUACACCUGGACUCCUGGGGACCCCAUAGGGGCGGGGCGUCGGGGUUCGGGCCACGUGUAGGCCGGGGAAGGAGGGCGGGCCGAGGGCGGGGCCGGAGGUGAGCUGUCCCGGGCCUCACUCCUCACCUGGCGCCCCGCAGCCUCGGUCUGCCUGCAGCAGCUGCCCGGCCAUCGUCACCCAGGUCCUGGGAGCUCCUGUUGAUACGAGACAGCUCUGACAUGUAAGCGAGGCUGGUCAAACGCCGGAAGUGAACCCUUGAAACAGCGGCCCCCCAUGUCUUGGGUGAUGCCCGGCUCCCUGCUGGCGGGAGGCCACACUGUCCCCUUGGCACCCUGCACAGAGCCCAAGACAACCCUGCACGCAGCACCCAGCCCCAGCCUGCCACCUCUGUGCCCUUACUACACCACUGGAGGCUGGGGGGCCCAAGCACUGAUGGCUCCCACACCCAGCAAGGGGCCCCCCGGCCCAGUCCAGCGGGCCCCACAGCCCCAUGCCAAGGCCUCAGGGACCCCGCAGGACCUGGACUCCUACAUUGACUUCUCCCUGGAGACCCUCAACCAGAUGAUCCUGGAACUGGACCCUACUUUCCAGCUGCUUCCUCCAGGCACUGGGGCCCCCCCGGCCGGGGCUGCCCAAAGCCAAGACCCCGGCAGCAAGAAGCAGGAGCCUGAAGCUGUAGAUAUCAAGUACAUCGAAGUGACUUCUCCCAGACCGCGGUGCCGCGAGGGUCCCCCGCGCUGCUCCAGCCCGUCUGUCACCCCGCCCACUGGCUCCCCAUGCGGCGGUGGCCUCCUCUGCAGGGACGCCCCCCGGGAGGCUCGCAGCAGCUCCGACAGCCUGGUCUUCUCCGGCAGCCAGGGCGGGGGUCCCUCCCCCCGCCCCUCCCCCAGCAUCGCCAUCCCUGGUGGGGGGGGCAGGGCCUGUGGCCCCCAUGGCUUGGGCUCCCCAGUGCUCGCCUCCCCAGGCCUGGAGAAGGGGCCGAAGGCCCUGACCCCCCAGCGGGGCAGCAGGGUCUCUGUGCUGUCGGCCAGCCCCACCUCCGAAGUCAGCUACGUGUUUGGGAGCAGCCAGUCUCUCUUCCGCUCCAGCAUCUCCAGCCACCAGUCGUCAAGGUCCUUGGAAAGCCGAGCCAGCUCCUCCUCCAGCCUCCACAGCCUCGGCCCCGGGUCCACAUGCACGAAACCUGGUGACGUCCAGGCCCCCAGCAACCCCACCCCGAGCGUGGUGCAGCCCGGAGUGACCCACUCCCCUCCCCUGGCCACGGAGCAUGCCAGCAGCUGCCCCCCGUCCAUCACCAACUCCAUGGUGGACAUCCCCAUCGUGCUGAUCAACGGCUGCCCCGAACCCCAGUCUCCCCCACCUCAGCAGACACCAGGACACCGGGGCUUUGUCCAGGCUGGAGCUGCUUCUCCCAGACACCCCUGCCCGGCCACCAAGAGCCGCAGCCAGACCCUGCCGGACACCGCCUCUGCCGUGGCCCCAGAGGGUCCUGCCAGAGACGCACAGCCCACCAUGAAGUUCGUGAUGGAUACGUCCAAAUACUGGUUUAAGCCAAGUAUCACUCGAGAGCAAGCCAUCGAGCUGCUGAAGAAGGAGGAGCCUGGGGCCUUCGUCAUCAGGGACAGCUCCUCCUACCGAGGCUCCUUCGGCCUGGCCCUGAAGGUCCAGGAGGCCCCUGCGUCUGCCCAGCACCGAUCAGGCGAGGACAGCAGUGACCUCAUCCGCCACUUCCUCAUCGAGUCUUCUGCCAAAGGCGUGCACCUCAAAGGAGCGGAUGAGGAGCCCUACUUUGGGAGCCUGUCAGCCUUCGUGUGCCAGCACUCCAUCAUGGCCCUGGCCCUGCCCUGCCCACUCGCCAUCCCAAAGCGAGAGCUGGGAGCUGCAGACAGGGCCGCGGAGCGCCCCACAGAGAGCCCGGCCUGCCUGAAGAAAGCUGCGGGCUGCCACACCUUGUACCUGCGCUCGGUGAGCAUGGAGACCCUGAGCGGGGCUCUGGCCGUGCAGAAGGCCGUCUCGGCCACCUUGGAGCAGGAGGUGCUCCCCACGCCCACCGUGGUCCACUUCAGAGUCACCGAGCAGGGCAUCACGCUGACCGACGUCCAGAGGAAGGUCUUCUUCCGUCGCCACUACCCGCUCAGCACCCUGCGCUUCUGCGGCACAGACCCGGAGCAGCGGAAGUGGCAGAAAUACUGCAAGCCUUCCCGGAUCUUCGGGUUCGUGGCCAAGAGCCAGACAGAGCCUCCGGAGAACAUCUGCCACCUCUUCGCAGAGUACGACGCAGUGCAGCCAGCUUCGCGGGUCAUCAGCCUGGUGACGGCGCUGCUGCAGGAGGCCGAGAGGAUGUAGCGGGCAGGCCCGGCUGCACCCCGCCCACCAGCUCCUGGACUCCCGGCCGGCCGAAGCCUUGAACCUCCUGCCUGGCGCACCCCCAGUGUGACAGUGGGGGCAGGGACGUGGAGCGUGGGCCUGGCCCCUGCCCUGAAGCUCGUGACGCUGUGAGCCAGGAUUGGGUUCAGACUGCGAUUCCCUCUGCAUCUGUCCCUGUCCCCGCUUUCCUGAUGGCCUUUUGGAUCCACCUGCCCAGGUGUGGCUGGUGUCACAGGUCCCUCGGGUUGCUGGUGUAACUGUCCCCAAGUGGGAGGUGUGGCGGAGACCCUGGGGCUCUAGGGCAGCUCUGAGGGCAUCUGGCUGUGGUUGGGCAUCAGUUCUUCCCUGCUGAGUCCUCUGCCGGACACCCACACACCCUGAGGCGGACUUGGCCCAGCCCCCCUCUCCAGCCCCGCUGCGGCCACUGGCCUCACAGCCACAAGGGGGCAGCAGAGAGUCAAGAAUGCAAAGAGGUUGCUUGCCAGGGCCUGGAGAAGUCCAGUCUUUUCUGCCCCUUCCCCGUGGGGGAAGGAAGCCCCAGAGGCGGCCGCGGCAGCAGCUUUUCCAGCUGGCGUGGCCUCCUGAGCAAGUGGCACCGGGGGGCAGCAGGGGAGGUGCGGCAGCAUCUCAGGGGGCGCCUUUGGCCAAAGUCGGCCCUGACAGCUGUGAUUUCAGCCCGGAAAUGAGAUCAGACUGCGAGGCCCAGGCUGGCCGGGCUGAUCCGCAGGACAGGACGGCGGCCCAAGCGCUCAAGGCCGCCGGGCCCGGGCCCAGAUGUGGGGCUGGCGGAGUCCCCCUGCCCCCGAAUGUGCCUGUCGCUCCCAUCACCAGAAAUAAAGCAGUGGUCCGAGG